This is a messenger RNA of Spea bombifrons (plains spadefoot toad), 770 nucleotides long. It is a transcript of the gene RAB38, whose product is annotated as RAB38, member RAS oncogene family. The record is from RefSeq and is a predicted model, not a curated record. Gene Ontology annotation, molecular function: GTP binding; GTPase activity. The transcript is spliced from 3 exons. Gene Ontology annotation, cellular component: phagocytic vesicle; lysosome; trans-Golgi network. The coding region runs from base 70 to 705 and encodes 211 amino acids. Gene Ontology annotation, biological process: endosome to lysosome transport; phagosome-lysosome fusion. Lineage: Eukaryota; Metazoa; Chordata; Amphibia; Anura; Pelobatidae.
UUCCUCAUGACCCUGGCAAGAUUUCACCAGGGAGCAUGGGAUUAGUUUGCAGGCAGUUUGGGAGCCAAGAUGCAGAGCCACCAGAAAGAGCACCUUUAUAAGAUCCUGGUGAUUGGGGACCUGGGAGUCGGGAAAACCAGUAUCAUUAAACGCUAUGUCCACCAAAACUUUUCUCCGCAUUACCGAGCAACCAUCGGGGUCGAUUUCGCCUUAAAAGUGCUCAGUUGGGAUUCCGAUACGGUGGUACGGUUACAACUGUGGGACAUUGCUGGCCAAGAACGGUUCGGAAACAUGACAAGGGUAUACUACAGAGAAGCCGUCGGAGCAUUUAUUGUAUUUGACGUCACGAGGCCGGCAACGUUUGAGGCUGUGACGAAGUGGAAAGAAGAUUUAGACUCUAAAUUGACUCUGUCUAAUGGUAUUCCCGUAUCAGCCGUGCUUCUGGCCAACAAAUGCGACCAGGGAAAAGACGGCCUUAAGAACAACGGCGUCAAAAUGGACCAGUUCUGCAAGGAGCACGGCUUUGUGGGGUGGUACGAAACAUCAGCAAAGGAAAAUAUAAAUAUUGACGAAGCCUCCAGAUGUCUGGUGAAGCACAUAAUCGCAAGCGAGAGUGAUUUAAUACAGCCGGUGGAAUCAGAUGUUGUAAAACCCCAGAUGAGUUCCUUCAAAAUAGCUAAUUGUUCUGCUUGCUUUAAGUCCUAGGGGUUAUUCCCUGGCAGAUCCGGUCAAUAAAAAUGCCAAUAAAUGCUCUCUGCUUUGCAAAUAAA